GCCCCGCCGCCGCUGCUGUCGCCGUGCCGUCGGUAUGACACCCGCCUCCCUCCCAGGGGACCGGCUGGGACGUUCGGUGAUGCUGGGCCCCGGCGAGGUGCAACGGGUGUUGCUGUGGGGUCUGGCCGCCCUGGUGGGUUCCUGGUUGCUGUCGCGGUUGUGGGGGCUGCUGCUGCGGGCGUUCCACUGGGUGAAGCUCUGCUGCUUCCUGGGUGCCUUCCUCCACGUCGCGGUGUCCCAGGAGAGCCCCACGGUGCAGGCAGGGAUGUUGCUGGGGCUGUGGGUGCUCUACACCCUUUUGGGGUGUCUAGUAGGACCCCCCAGCCCCAGCCCCCAGCUGGAUGCCGCCGUGCGCAGCCUAGAGUGGAAGGUGGAAGAGCUGCGACGGCGGCAGAAGUGGGGGGGGCCCCGUAACCGGGAGGAGUGA
Haliaeetus leucocephalus (bald eagle) is the source of this 427-nucleotide messenger RNA. It is a transcript of the gene TMEM109, whose product is annotated as transmembrane protein 109. The transcript has a single exon. Gene Ontology annotation, biological process: cellular response to gamma radiation; intrinsic apoptotic signaling pathway in response to DNA damage by p53 class mediator. The coding region runs from base 35 to 427 and encodes 130 amino acids. NCBI's taxonomy places the organism in Eukaryota, Metazoa, Chordata, Aves, Accipitriformes, Accipitridae. The record is from RefSeq and is a predicted model, not a curated record.